AUGGAUGUGUCCGAUAAUGGGAUUCAAAAUAUUAAUUUUGAUGGCAUAUUUCCCCAAUGUGUUUAUGAUUUUAUUGUUGCCCAGGAUGCGUAUGUUAAAAUUGGGCAAACACUGGGACUGUCAUUUGUGUGCGAUAAUUUUGGCAAUGCAGUAAAAAAAAAUAAUAAAUCAUCUGAUUUUCUCUUUCCAUGUACUAAUCUUGGUCGCUGCUUAUAUUAUAUAAACCUCAAAAGAAAUAAUGAUAGAUGUUGUAAAUAUUUCAGUUACAAGUUUAAGGAAUUAAUGAAAAAUAAAUAUAAUAAAUGUGUAACUAUUAAGGAUUGUUAUCAAAAAUUGAAAAAUGCAAAAAAGAAUGAAAAAAUGAGCGAUAUACUUGGUAUAUGUGAGGGACAUAUAAUAGAAAUUGAUGAUGAUACAUAUGAAAUUUUUAAUUAUCUGGAAAAAUUAUAUGAAACUGUUUAUAAGGUAACCUCUAAAGGUUAUAGCUGCUGGAGGACGGAAGAGAAUAUGUAUAAAAAAUAUAUGACACAUUUAAAAUCAUGUAAAUAUAAGAAUGAUGCUGAUUUCAGAGAUAUGCUUACAAUGCUUAAUACUAGGUAUAUUGAGAUAUGCUCUAGUCUUGAAAAAAUUGAACUGUUUCCACGGACCCCUGAGGCUAUACCAAGUCAAGCACAGGAAGGAAACCCAGUAAAUACGACAGCCACAGUAGAAUCAGAAAUAGUAGUAAAAGAUAUAAAACAAGCAGAGAAGACAAGCCCACUACGGGGGACAAACUCACAUCAAGCAGUAAUCACAAAAGUAGGGAUUAUAUCAUCAACAGAUACAAGAUUUGUUAUUUUACCUUUUACUAUAUCUAUAAUUGUUUUCAUUUUGUAUAAGUAUACGCGAUGGGGAUCAUUUAUACAAUCAAGGAUGAGGAAGAUAAAGAACAUGUUCAUCAAAAAUGAGAACAAUGAAUAUCGAGAUAUUAUGGAUUCUUUUGAAAAGAAAUACGAUGUUUCAAAAAAUAGAAGACACCAUAUUUCAUAUAUCCCAGAAAACUACUAA
This is a messenger RNA of Plasmodium gonderi, 1047 nucleotides long. Its product is annotated as variable surface protein. The transcript is spliced from 3 exons. Lineage: Eukaryota; Apicomplexa; Aconoidasida; Haemosporida; Plasmodiidae. The coding region runs from base 1 to 1047 and encodes 348 amino acids. The record is from RefSeq and is a predicted model, not a curated record.